Molecule: messenger RNA, 1344 nt
Organism: Paramecium tetraurelia
Lineage: Eukaryota; Ciliophora; Oligohymenophorea; Peniculida; Parameciidae
Exons: 4
Cellular component (GO): intracellular membrane-bounded organelle; membrane
Molecular function (GO): P-type calcium transporter activity; ATP hydrolysis activity; ATP binding
Source: RefSeq, a predicted model, not a curated record
AUGAUUUUAGAUGUUACAUAGAGAACUGAGCCAUACACAACCAAUUUUCGAGUGUCUAAGGAGUAACUGUGUUCAGUGGCUUAUGCAUGUUAGGAAAGGACAUUCACUGAAGAGAUCGAUCAGUUGGAGGAAUUGGGAGGGCAAGAAUUUCUAGAGAUGGCUUUGUGUUCAAAUUACAAGGAUGGGUUAUUAUUGAAUGAUGUAGGUUUGAGAGAACUGAAUUUCGGACAUAAUCGCAAACCACUAAUUCUUCCAAAAUCUUAUUUUUAAUUGUUAUGGGGGGCUUUGGAAGAUUUCACUAUGAGGAUACUCUGUUUGGCUGCGUUGGUGAGUAUUGCAGUUGAUGUAGCCACUGCAUCAUCCGAUUAUCGUGCUUAUGCAUGGAUAGAAGGUUUUGCGAUCCUGGUGGCAGUGAUAAUCUCAACUAAUGCUAAUGCAAUUAAUGAUUACUAAAAGGAGAAAUAGUUUCAAAAGUUGAAUGCAGUAGCUGAUGAACGAAAAAGAGUUACAGUAAUAAGAAAUGGAUAGAAAUGUGAUAUUCAUAUGAGUGAAGUUAUGGUUGGAGAUAUCGUCAUGGUAUUCGAAGGAAUGGAAAUCCCAGCAGAUGGUCUAGUGCUUGAAGCCUCCGAUCUUACAACUGAUGAGUCAGCCAUGACAGGAGAAACCGACCCUAUAAAAAAGAACACCCUAUCCUAUUGUAUAGCUAAAAGGAAUCAGACUGACUCUGCAACAGCUGGUCAUCAUGAAGUUCCCUCUCCCAUUAUGAUGAGUGGUACAAGGGUUUUGACAGGAGAAGGUAAGAUGAUUAUUUUAGUGGUUGGAGAUUUGUCAUGUGCAGGCAAAAUCAGUGCAUUACUCCGUUAAGAUGAACCAGAAGCCACUCCUUUAUAAGUCAAAUUAGCUGCGAUUGCAGAAGAUAUAGGGAAAUUUGGAUUGUACAGUGCAAUCAUAAUUGUAGUUGUGAUGUGCAUAAGAUUUGCAGUUGAAAAGUCAUAAGUUGAAUGGGAAAAUAAGUAUAUUGUAGAGAUCGUCAAUUUCUUUAUUAUUGGAAUUACAGUCAUUGUUGUUGCAAUUCCUGAAGGAUUGCCUUUAGCAGUGACUCUCUCUUUAGCUUAUUCAACCAAAUAAAUGUUGAGAGAUUAAAAUCUAGUCAGGAAAAUGGCAGCAUGUGAAACUAUGGGGGGAGCAUCUAUGAUAUGUUCUGACAAAACUGGAACUUUAACUUAGAAUAAGAUGACUCUUGUUAAUAUCUGGAAUGACAAUUUAAUUGAAUUGGAAACCUAUUAAACAUGUAGUUUGACUGACUAUCUCCCUUAACAAUUGGCAGAUAUUUUUAUAUAAUGA